UUAAAGCGUACACUCCAUUACCUAGUUAUUCACAUGGUGCCAUAUUAAUUGGCAAAAAACUUUAUAUAUUAGGCGGUGAUGCUAAUAAUACUAGUAUUCAAUUUGCACCCACAAAAGAUGAUUUCUUUUAUCUAGAUGUCUCUGCUGAAUUUAAUACGACAAAUAUUCAAUGGACAGAUCUGUCCAACGUUGUUGGUAUUCCUAAACAAAGCAGAGCAGCAGUAUCUGCUAGCGGUCCAAACAAGGACAUCAUUUUUUUAAUUGGUGGAGUAUUUGAGAAUUCUAGUUAUGGCAUUCCUUUAGUUUACACGUUUGAUACCAUUACCGUCGGAACCAUUUCUGAUGCACGUGCACAUCAUUCAUCGGUGCUUGGAUUAAAUAACGAUCAUAUUAUCAUUUAUGGAGGAUUGUAUAGUUAUGCAUCACCAGCAGUAGUUCACGAUCUUUUUGUGUUAGAUAUACGCAAUAAACCAUAUCAAUGGUUUACGCCAAAUGUUUCUGGUUUCAUCUUUUUACAACAAUAUAUAAAUACUGAUAUGUAUAUUCUUGAUAUUGGCGACGAUUCUGAAUACAAAUGGGUUACAUCAUUCAAUCCUAACUCACCAUCUACUUCAAGUCAUAUUCCAAAACUCAUUCAAAAUGGAGAUAGUAUUAGUACUGGUACAAUGAUUGGGGCUAUAAUCGGAACAUUCAUAGGUAGUAUCUUGCUUGCAAUUUUUGCAUUGAUGGUUUAUCGACGGUAUAGAAGAAAACAUCCACGUGCGAUCCCAACUCAUGGGAGUUAA
Dentiscutata heterogama is the source of this 785-nucleotide messenger RNA. NCBI's taxonomy places the organism in Eukaryota, Fungi, Glomeromycota, Glomeromycetes, Diversisporales, Gigasporaceae. The record is from the annotation of a GenBank genome assembly.